GGGACGGAUAGAACCAGAUAAGGCUCGGUACCCUCUUCGGUCCUAUCCCUCUCAACUGAGUCGGAACGCAGUGACGGCACCCUUCCAUGUCCACUGCUCAGUAAUUCUCUCCCAUUUCUCUCUUUCGUUCCAGUCAUGGCCUCCAAACUUCUUCCUCAGGCUCUGAUUAUUACCCCAAGAAACCCUCACCAAUGUCCCCAAAAGAACAUGGGUUUUUCUACGCGUGUUUCCCGCCUUCCCUCCUCGUUCAAGUCUGGUGCUCGGACUUCCGUCUCUAGGGUUUCUUCGUUCUCGAUUGGCUUGAAUUUGAAUCCCAUGUUCUCGGUGGCACCCAAACGGGUUUUUUUUGUCAGAGCUGAAUCAAAUCCUGAAGCUGAAGGGGAAACCAAUGCAGCAGCAGAGGUGACUGAGAAUGUUGAAGAUAAGGAAGAGGUUGAUGUUGAAGAAUCUACUCAAGUAGAGACUGAAGUUCAGUCUGAGGAAGCCAAGCCGCCUAGGAAGCCUCGAAUUAAGCUCGGAGAUAUAAUGGGGAUAUUGAAUACAAGGGCAGUUGAGGCUUCAGAGAAGGAGAGGCCAGUUCCAGACCUUAGAACUGGAGAUAUUGUGGAAAUUAAAUUGGAAGUUCCUGAAAAUAGGCGGAGGUUGUCUGUCUACAAAGGUAUUAUUAUAUCAAGACAAAAUGCUGGUAUUCACACAACAAUUCGGAUUCGGAGAAUUAUCGCUGGUGUAGGGGUUGAGAUUGUUUUCCCUAUUUACUCGCCAAAUAUCAAAGAAAUCAAAGUAUUAAAGCACAGGAAAGUCAGGAGGGCGAGGCUGUACUAUCUGAGAGACAAGCUUCCAAGACUCUCCACUUUUAAAUGAAGAACAUCUGUGCAACUACUCUUUGUUUUCCCUUUCAGACUAAUUUAUUGAGUUUUGAUCAGAAGUUGUAUAACUUGCAGUAACCCAUCCAUUAAUCCAUUCUGUUGUAAUAUAAUAUCCGUUCAAUGAAGAGGUCACCUAUUUGCAACACCAA
Juglans regia (Persian walnut) is the source of this 1015-nucleotide messenger RNA. RefSeq names its product 50S ribosomal protein L19-1, chloroplastic-like. Gene Ontology annotation, molecular function: structural constituent of ribosome. Lineage: Eukaryota; Viridiplantae; Streptophyta; Magnoliopsida; Fagales; Juglandaceae. Gene Ontology annotation, cellular component: ribosome. The transcript is spliced from 5 exons. The coding region runs from base 136 to 861 and encodes 241 amino acids. Gene Ontology annotation, biological process: translation. The record is from RefSeq and is a predicted model, not a curated record.